Diabrotica balteata is the source of this 761-nucleotide messenger RNA. The record is from the annotation of a GenBank genome assembly. NCBI's taxonomy places the organism in Eukaryota, Metazoa, Arthropoda, Insecta, Coleoptera, Chrysomelidae.
CUUUUGUGUGGUAUAAAAACUUUCUUUAUAUUUUUGUUUUUAGACAGUGUUACAUAGUUGUUAUUGUUAAACACAUAUAGUGAAUUUAUUAUAAUUUCAUUUAUCAUAUCAAAAUUACUUGUCAAUUUUGCAUUAUAUUGUUCCUUCUUGAUUUUUAGCAAAUUUCAUUAUAGUUAAGCGAAUCCACUUAGCUAAGUUCAAGGAAUACAAAAUAACCAAGAAUGAGAGCAAUAUUAGUAGGAAUUUUGUUGAUUUGCUGGUUUGACUCAACCAUAUCCAGAUUAGAGAAAAAGGACUUCGGCAAAGAACUUCUUAAACACGUUGACAGAUGGCAUACGAUUUGCAGGAGGAUAACAGGUGCGUCAGAAGCUCAAAUAGAUAAGGUCUACAAUGGAACCUUUCCCGAAGGGGAUGAUGCUUUACAGAGGUACACCUACUGCAUUUGGAAUCUUGGUGGUCAGAUGGACAUUGAUAUGAAAAUGAAUCAAACUCAACUGUGGGUUUAUAUACCUGACAUGCACAAAGCUGAUGUUGUCCACUAUAUGAAAUGUAACACUGACGCUAGACAACUGCCUAACAAAAAUCAUGUCCAGAAGGUGUGGGAGAUGCAAAAGUGCAUUCAAAAGACAGUGGAUAAUGAACACUACAUAUUCUUCUAGAAGCCGCGGACUGGAUAACUGGACUUGAUAUGCUAAGAAAUGAUAAAAACUAUUUUAUUACCCGUUAAUAAUUCUUAAUAUACUGUUAUAUCAAUGUUUAAU